This is a messenger RNA of Fusarium falciforme, 768 nucleotides long. RefSeq lists its product as hypothetical. Bases 16 to 768 code for a protein of 250 amino acids. The transcript is spliced from 3 exons. Gene Ontology annotation, cellular component: cytoplasm. The record is from RefSeq and is a predicted model, not a curated record. Lineage: Eukaryota; Fungi; Ascomycota; Sordariomycetes; Hypocreales; Nectriaceae.
CACACAGAUCUCAUCAUGACAGGGGACAGGGCCCUCAUCGUCGCCAUCUCCGGGUGCUCAUCUAGCGGCAAGACGACCCUCGCUCGGCUGCUGCGCGACAUCUUCCCCAACACGUUUAUCCUGCAUGAGGAUGACUUUUACAGACCUGAGGCUGAACUGCCUAUGAGAGAUGGCCUACUGGACUGGGAUUGCCCAGAGGCCAUCGAUAUCACUGGCAUGGCUGAUUCCCUGGCUUAUAUCCGUCAGCAUGCCUCGUUCCCUCCAACCCUCGAAUCCAAAGAGGAUCAGAAUUCUGUGGGCAAGUGCCCCGUCUCAGAGUCCACAAUCGCCGCUCAGCGAGCCAAAGUCGAAGCAGCCCUCGGCCCAGACCAUCCCCUCCGCUCAAACCUCCGCCUAUGUCUCCUAGACGGAUUUUUACUCUUCUCGCCCUCAAUGGCUGCGAUAAAGCCAAACCUAGAUAUCAAACUGUUCCUGAGGACCACUUACGCAAAAGCCAAUGCGAGGAGAGAAGCGAGAGACGGAUACGUCACGCUCGAGGGCUUCUGGGCUGAUCCGCCUGGCUAUGUGGACAAGAUUGUCUGGCCAAAUUAUGUGGAGCAGCAUGCUUGGAUGUUUCAGGGCGGUGACGUAGAGGGUGAGUUCAAGAUGGAUGUGCUGGAGAAGGAGAGGAUCAAGGUGCAGGACAAGGUUGGUGUUGAUGGCGAUAUUGAAAAGACGUUUGAGUGGACUGUUGAUACUAUCUUGGAUGAGCUAAAAAGGCAGAUAUAA